GCUGCUGGUGAAGGGAACAAUCGCAGUGACUUGGCCGGGGAGCCACCUCAAAGCGUAUCGGGUUACCUUGAGUGACAGCGUUACCAUGGCAAAUAAUUUGACUGGGGCUAUUGUCUUCUCCUCACCGUCCUCGGGUCAGAUAACCGACCAAUCAGAGUUCAUAUGAUCGCUUGUCUUUGCCAGUUUAGAAUAAUAUUAUUAAAACGAGGCAGCGAGGGGAAGGUGAUGUUGAAACGGAGCAGAGGAGCUGGAGGAGCAACUUUUCUCUUCUUGGGGAUUUUACGCCGCCUGCAAGUGACUUUUGGGAGAACUUUCUUAAUGGUUUGAUGACACUCUGAGAGGACGUGGAAGUGAGGACAGAGUAUAAUCUGUGUUGUCGCCAUGUCCAUGCUUCCGACGUUCGGGUUUACGCAGGAGCAAGUGGCGUGCGUCUGCGAGGUUCUCCAGCAGGGAGGCAACAUCGAGCGGCUGGGUCGCUUCCUCUGGUCGCUCCCGGCGUGUGAACACCUCCACAAGAACGAGAGCGUCCUCAAAGCGAAGGCUGUGGUCGCCUUCCACCGGGGGAACUUCAGAGAGCUCUACAAAAUCCUAGAAAGCCACCAGUUUUCUCCGCACAACCACCCCAAACUUCAGCAGCUGUGGCUGAAAGCGCACUACAUCGAGGCGGAGAAGUUACGAGGCCGACCGCUCGGUGCCGUCGGGAAGUACCGGGUCCGCAGGAAGUUCCCCUUGCCCAGAUCCAUUUGGGACGGCGAGGAGACAAGCUACUGUUUCAAGGAGAAGAGCCGGAGCGUCCUGCGGGAGUGGUACACUCAUAACCCCUAUCCGUCCCCGCGGGAGAAGCGAGAGCUGGCUGAGGCCACCGGACUGACCACGACCCAGGUCAGCAACUGGUUCAAGAACCGACGACAGCGGGACCGAGCGGCUGAAGCCAAAGAACGGGAAAACAACGAGAACUCCAACAGCAACAGUCACAACCCGUUGACGUCCUCCAUGAAUGGAAAUAAAACGCUUUUGGGGAGCUCGGACGACGACAAAACGCCAUCCGGAACCCCCGACCACACGUCUCCGAGCCCGGCUCUUCUCCUGGGCCCCAACUCCGGCUUACAGUCACUGCAUGGCCUCGCUCCCCCGCCCGGACCCAGCGCUAUCCCGGUACCAGGCGGCCCAGACUCGGUGCAUCACCACCACCACUCUUUGCACCACGACAUUCUGAACCCUAUGUCUUCUAAUCUGGUGGACCUCGGCUCUUAAAUGUUGACGCGGUGGGACAUUUUGAGUGGGACAUUUUUGGAAAAGGACAAACCGGACCACUGCGGCAACUAUCAUGUCUCAAGUUUUUUAAAAGAACAAACGGAGAUCGGACUAAUCGUCGACUGUUCUCGAAUCUAAGAUGAGCACUUACGGAGUUUAUGACAAAAACUGCACAAACUCUCAAAUCCACAGACUCAUUUUAUCUAUAUUCUUCAAAAAAAAAAAAAAAUCAUUUUAAAUGAUCAGACGCGAUGGAUGAAUGUUGGCAGAGGGACAAAAAGGUGAGACAGAAGACAAAAACAAGUAUUUUAUGUGGAUGUAAUAAAACAGCAUAUAAUGUUGAAAACAAUACUAUUAAAACGUCUUAAUUAAUCUUGAUAUCAACGUCAUAUUUUAGGGGUUUAGUUCUAUGUACCCUAUUGAGUUUUUGUUUACAGGGUUUUCCAAUUUAUGAAAAGAGAGCCAUACAUUUUUUCUUUCUUUCUC
Molecule: messenger RNA, 1740 nt
Organism: Synchiropus splendidus (mandarinfish)
Lineage: Eukaryota; Metazoa; Chordata; Actinopteri; Syngnathiformes; Callionymidae
Gene: six2a
Product: SIX homeobox 2a
Exons: 2
Coding region: 382-1254 (290 amino acids)
Biological process (GO): regulation of transcription by RNA polymerase II
Cellular component (GO): nucleus; transcription regulator complex
Molecular function (GO): DNA-binding transcription factor activity, RNA polymerase II-specific; RNA polymerase II cis-regulatory region sequence-specific DNA binding
Source: RefSeq, a predicted model, not a curated record